Messenger RNA from Lactuca sativa (garden lettuce), 611 nucleotides. RefSeq lists its product as uncharacterized. NCBI's taxonomy places the organism in Eukaryota, Viridiplantae, Streptophyta, Magnoliopsida, Asterales, Asteraceae. The record is from RefSeq and is a predicted model, not a curated record. Gene Ontology annotation, molecular function: fatty acyl-CoA hydrolase activity.
AUACAAAUCUGAUCAAGAAAGAGCAACAAAUCAUUUGGGGGGAAAUGGCGGCAACCGUCGUAUCGAAAGAGAUGCCUCCGGAAACCGUCGCAAAGGUCACUGGAUUCUUCAUGAGCGUCGGCGGUGGCUCCGUAGUUCCAGAGAAGUAUGAAGGCGAGCGAGUCCACCCCGAUUUGAUCCGAAGCCUGCUUAAAGUUCAACACAUCCAUCGUGGCCGGCUAACCUGCAUCCUCACCGUCAAACCAUACGUUUGCAACGCUUACAACACUUUACAUGGAGGAGCAGUUGGAUCAAUAGCAGAGAUUGUGGCCAUAGCUUGUGCUAGAACUGUUGUACACAAAGAUAAAGAGCUUUUUCUUGGUGAAUUGAGCGUCUCUUAUCUAGCUGCUGCUGUGAACCAAGCAGAAGUGAUGAUUGAUGCGUCUGUGGUGAGGAGUGGAAGGAAUUUGACAGUAGUUGCUAUAGAGUUCAAGCUAAAGGAUAAGGAAAUAUUGACUUACUUGUGUCGUGCUACCUUCUAUAACAUGCCUGUUGCAAACCUAUGAGGAAUAUUAAUAUAUUAUACAAAUAUUACAGAUUAAUUGUAAUAUAUAUCUCAAUUAUGUGCUUUA